Peronospora farinosa is the source of this 1308-nucleotide messenger RNA. Lineage: Eukaryota; Oomycota; Peronosporomycetes; Peronosporales; Peronosporaceae. The record is from the annotation of a GenBank genome assembly.
AUGACGUUCAUCCUUCGUCGCAGUAUGUCCUUCAUAAACCAUACACGUCAAUUCAGUAGUUUACGUGAACAAGCUGUUCGUAUAAUGACUGGCAAGAUUCGUGCAGAUUUGGAGACAAAUCCGAGUCUAUGGCUUAGUGCUUCGGCUGUAGAUGAACCUACUGUCUCCAUUUUAGACCCAGCACCUGGUUAUGCACUUCCAAGUUCCAAGCAGCUCCAUCAGAAUCUGAGUCAACACUUUGACUCACUUAAAACGGAUGUGAAUGUGCAACCUACUUACCUCUCAAGAGAUCCGAGUACAUUAGUAGACCCUUUUACGCUCGUGGAGCAGGAUAUGGUGAGCGUUACGGACAGCAUCAAACGAAUCUUGGGCUCAGAUCAUCCCGUUCUGACGGCAGUAGCUCGCUACUUUUUUGAACAUGACGGCGGCAAGAAGGUGCGUCCAACUAUGGUACUACUAAUGGCACGAGCUGCAGAAGCUCAUCGUCGUGCUAUUGGUACUCCACUGCCGGACACGCAGUCCGAGGAGUACACGCACGCAGCACAGCAGCGACUGGCUGAGAUCACUGAGAUGAUCCACACGGCUAGUCUGAUGCACGACGACGUCAUUGACGAGGCCGAUACACGCCGUGGUCGUCCAUCCGUGAACAAGAUAUUUGGGGCCAAGAUGGCUGUGCUGGCCGGUGACUUCCUGCUGGCACGUUCGUCAGUGUCGUUGGCUCGCCUGCGCAACUUGGAAGCCAUUGAACUGAUGUCUACAACGAUUGAGCAUUUAGUACGAGGUGAGGUCAUGCAGAUGAAGAACGCCGACGCUCAUGGCGACAUCUCUCCGUUCGAGUACUACCUGCGCAAGAAUUAUUACAAGACAGGUUCCCUCAUGUCCAACAGUUGUAAGGCCGCGCUCGCGCUAGGCAAGCACGAAAAUCACAUUUGCGAACUGGGUUUUGCAUUUGGUCGCCACAUUGGUCUUGCCUUUCAGUUGAUAGACGAUGUGCUGGAUUAUGAGGGUGUGAACACAGGUAAGCCGUUGCUAGCCGACCUUAGAUCUGGUCUGUCCACGGCUCCACUGCUGCUCGCACAAGAGGAAUUUCCGGUUCUGCGUGAGCUAUCCAAGCGAAACUUUGCCAAGGACGGCGACAUCGAGAUGGCCAGUGAGCUGGUGGAGAAGAGUACAGGUAUCGCACGAUCCAAAGCAUUGGCCAUUGGCCAAGCAGAGUUAGCAGCACAAGUAGUCAUGCAACUUGCUCCUUCACCCGAGCGGGAUGCCAUGGUGCGACUGGCACAGCUGGUGGUGUUCCGAUCCAAAUAG